AUGAAGGACCGAUUGAUGGACCGGGAGACUACUACGGCGCAUUGGGCUGAGUGGAAGCUCGUCCGCAUGGGUACGCCGCCGGUUGGUUCGCGACGUCGGCGUGCCGCUAUACGUACCUCUGAGAACGUGCCCUUCGAGCAGCUGCCUUACCAAUGCUUCCAAGAGGCACGCAAGAUCCUGCAGGAGGACCGACAGGAGAAGAUCCAGGCUAUCGCAAAAGAGCUGGUUAAGAUUAAGAGGCUAGAGGAAACUCCGGCUGACCAAGUCCCCGGCGGCGAGUACAGGAAGAAUAGGCGUCUUGCCAGCUUGAAGAAGUGGGUAGAGAAGCUCAAAAUCCUAGCGGAUGUCAAUGACCCUGUCGUCAAGCGGAAAUUCGAGGACGGACUCGGUGACAUGGACAAGCCGAUUUACCGAUACUAUGCUGAGCGUAAAUGGCGUGGCUUGCCUUAUCGUAUCAUCACACAACGUAUCAAGCAGCUCAAUAUCGUUCCCGAUGUGCUACCCAAGUUUGAUCCCGUUGUAGAUGUUCAACUUUUCUUCCGACGAAUCAAGGUCACUCCCGGUGCUAUUCUUGAUUCCCGAAUUACGGAAGUCCCGCCGCGCUUGAAAGUUCAAGUCUUCAACCCUGGCGAGCGCCUCGUCUCAGUUGUAGUUAUGGACUCGGAUGUUCCCAACGCAGAGACGGACUCCUUUGACAGGCGGUGUCACUAUCUUGCGGCAAAUGUUCCUAUCUCUCCUAACCAGCCCUCUUUACCCCUAGGUAAGGUCAAUAAGGAGUCUCAACUUGCUGUACCGUGGCUCCCCGCCUUCUCUCAAAAGGGCGCGCCAUAUCACCGACUAUCUGUGUUUAUUCUAGAACAGAAGCCGGGGGAAAACAUAGACAUUGCUCAAUUGCGAGAGUUAUACUCUAGUCGGGAUGGAUUCAGUCUCAAGAGUUACCGAGACAAGUUUGGCCUCACGCCAGUUGGCUUCAACAUCUUCCGAACGAUCUGGGAUGAGGGUACUGCUGGCGUUAUGGAGAAGGCGGGUAUUCCGGGCGCCGAUGUCCAGUUCAAGUUCAAGAGGGUCUACUCUCUCAAGGAGGAGAAGAAACCGAGGGGAUGGGAAGCCAAGAGGCAGAAGCCCAAGUACAGAGGCUUAUGGAAAUACAGCAAGAGGAUCUAUGGUAUCGCUCAUGGCCGUCGAUAA
Messenger RNA from Daldinia childiae, 1188 nucleotides. Its product is annotated as 54S ribosomal protein L35, mitochondrial. The transcript is spliced from 2 exons. The coding region runs from base 1 to 1188 and encodes 395 amino acids. Lineage: Eukaryota; Fungi; Ascomycota; Sordariomycetes; Xylariales; Hypoxylaceae. The record is from RefSeq and is a predicted model, not a curated record.